This is a messenger RNA of Neogale vison (American mink), 3829 nucleotides long. It is a transcript of the gene ZNF623, whose product is annotated as zinc finger protein 623. Lineage: Eukaryota; Metazoa; Chordata; Mammalia; Carnivora; Mustelidae. The transcript is spliced from 2 exons. The record is from RefSeq and is a predicted model, not a curated record. The coding region runs from base 130 to 1629 and encodes 499 amino acids. Gene Ontology annotation, biological process: regulation of transcription by RNA polymerase II. Gene Ontology annotation, cellular component: nucleus. Gene Ontology annotation, molecular function: DNA-binding transcription factor activity, RNA polymerase II-specific; RNA polymerase II transcription regulatory region sequence-specific DNA binding.
GGCGGCGGUGCGGGCUUUGUCGGCGGGCCGUCGUGUCGCCGCCGGUGUCCGGAUUCUGACCUAGGACACUUGUGACAAGAAGGUGACUUUGGAGCCUGAAUUUCUGAGGAUGGAAAUCUGCCUGAGACCAUGUCAGAAACACUCACAGUGAUGGAGUACCCUGCCUCUGAGUCUGGGGCAUUCCCUGCACCCAGAUUAGAGGGACUUUUGGGAAACUCAGAGGGGAGCUGCCCCCCUCAGGAGGGCGAUUUCAGGGGGGUGACAAUUACCCAUUGGAAGAUCCAAGCAGGAGAGGCUGCUCGGGUGGGCAGUAAAUCAGGAGAAAGCCCAGUUCUAAGCUCAAACCUCCUUCUUCUCCAGAGAGAGCUUGUGGAAGGGGAAGCCCAUCAGUGUGAGAUUUGUGGCAAAAGCUUCACAUUUAACUCGGACCUAGUUAGACAUCAGAUUUCUCAUGCUGGGGAGAAACCUUACAGAUGUGAGCAGUGUGGGAAAAGCUUCAGCCAGAGCUCUCACCUUGUUGAGCAUCAGCGAGUGCACACUGGAGAAAGACUCUAUGUGUGCAACAUGUGUGGAAAGGACUUCAUUCACUAUGCAGACCUCGCUGAGCACCAGAGAGCACAUACAGGAGGAAAACCAUUCCGAUGCAUGCAGUGUGGGAGAGCCUUCCAUCACAGCUCAGACCUGGUUCGGCACCAGCGAGUUCACACCCGGGAGAGGCCUUUUGAAUGCAAGGAGUGUGGGAAAGGCUUCAGCCAGAGCUCAUUGCUUAUUCGCCAUCAGAGAAUUCACACAGGAGAAAGACCUUAUGAAUGUAAUGAGUGUGGAAAGUCCUUCAUUAGGAGCUCGAGCCUUAUUCGACAUUAUCAGAUCCACACAGAAGUGAAACAGUAUGAAUGUAAGGAGUGUGGGAAGGCCUUCCGUCAUCGCUCAGACCUCAUUGAACAUCAGAGAAUUCACACUGGAGAGAGGCCCUUUGAAUGUAACGAAUGUGGGAAAGCCUUUAUUCGGAGUUCAAAGCUUAUUCAACAUCAGAGGAUCCAUACCGGGGAAAGACCUUAUGUGUGCAACGAGUGUGGGAAGCGCUUCAGCCAGACAUCAAACUUUACCCAGCAUCAGAGAAUUCACACUGGAGAGAAACUCUAUGAAUGUAACGAAUGUGGGAAAGCUUUCUUUCUGAGUUCGUACCUUAUUCGACACCAGAAAAUCCACACUGGAGAGAGAGUGUAUGAAUGUAAAGAAUGUGGGAAAGCUUUUCUCCAGAAAGCCCAUCUCACUGAACACCAGAAAAUCCACACUGGGGAUAGGCCCUUUGAAUGUAAGGACUGUGGGAAAGCUUUCAUUCAGAGUUCCAAGCUGCUUCUGCAUCAGAUUAUUCAUACCGGCGAAAAGCCCUAUGUAUGUAGUUACUGUGGGAAAGGCUUUAUUCAAAGGUCAAACUUCCUUCAACACCAGAAAAUUCAUACUGAAGAGAAACUCUAUGAAUGUAGUCAGUAUGGGAAAGACUUCAGCUCAACCCCAAACUUUAAAAAUAAUCAAGGUGUUCACCAAGAGGGACUUCCCUUGAGUAAGACUGCCAUGCAUGUGGGUGAGAAGUCUGCAGGUCAGGGGGAACACACAGAUAACUUAUAAAAUAUUUACUCUCCAACUCAGUGAUGUUUAGAAGGAGUAGCAUGACUCCUAACUGCCGCGACUUUGGAUGUGUCGGCGUUUUCCAAAGUCCUCAGUAGGGCUGCUUUCAGAUUGGGCUGUCACCUACCACUGUGUACAGCACUGGGCUGCUGUCCUCCCCACUACGAAUGUGUGACAUCAGGAGAGCCACGUGACUGGACAGCUGAUGGAGCUGGAAUAAUGCUGGGGGAGGGGCUAGGUCUAAAGAAGCUUUCUGCAUGUUACCGCACAGUUAUAGUCCAUCCGAGUUAAAGAUACUUUUUAAAGCAGAACUGUGUAUCUAAUCUUAAUACUUAAAAGAAUAUCACAUGGUUAAUUUUGGUCUAUCAAAAAGGCAAGUUGGAGAAAGACCUUCGUUAUUUCAAACCACAGGUUGGUUCCCCGUUGUCCUUAGGAUAAUUUCUAAGCUCCCAGUCCUGCUUUGUAAGGCCUUUUGCUUCCUGGAGUUUCAUCUCCCACUCCUUAACCUCCCGCCGCAGCAGCUCUAACUGCUUGACAUUCCCGCUUAACCCAUGCUGUACUUGCCUCCUCUUUGUCUUUGUCUAAACGCUCUCCACCGCACACCUGGUUCGCUCCUUAUCCGGAGUCAAGACCUGGGUAGGCUCAGCCAGCUACCCCUCUGUGCUUGUUGGCUGGCAUGCACUUCUGUUACUGCACUUGCUUUGGGGUAUCAAAUGAUGUUCUUAUCUACCAUCUCUCAUUAGUACACUACUAAUCCCUUAAGGACUUGGUCAUAGUCGAUGGGUUCAUGUGUCCGUGGCACCUGGUGCAGGAAGAAGCGCAGCCGGAUCUGCGUGUCACUGGCUCUUCUCACUUGUGCUGCUGUAGUUUACAUUUUGGGGUUUUGUUGUUUUGUUACAGUAUAAUUUGCUGGUCUACUGGAAGUAUCUUCUCUCUCAGCUCUGUUGAUGUCUUCUGCUUCUCCGUAACUCAGAAGUUGUAAGCAGUAGCUAGUGGAAGACCAGCACGCCUCAUGUUUAUGCCUUCAGAGCUCACCCAUGACCGUCUCCUUGCUUUCAGGGAGUGUUGUCUUCACCUGGCUGCCCACGUAUCUUUCUAAUCCACUCAAGGGGUACACAAUCCCAGUGCACUGCUCAAGGUUUCCUGUCUCAGCAGUUCCACAUCUCUUAUGGUCACUUUCUCUGCUUUCUGGCUCAUUUUGUCAUUUAUCUGAAAAUGUAUUGAUCUAAAAGGACCGGGGCUGAGCACUUGGGAAACAGAUGAAAUUGUUGAUUCUGAUGUGGAAGACAAAGAUCAUUGCACAGAGUUAAGUGCUGAAGUAGAAGUUCCACAUUGUGUAGGAGCAUAGGUGUGGAGGAUCUGGGCCAGCUUCACAGAAGAGGUGACCCCAGAACUGAGAGAGCGAGCGCCAUGGCAGCUAGAGAAGAGGAUGACCUGGAGAGGAAUCUGUAGAUACGGAGAGGGGCAGUAGACAUCUCUUUGGGGAGCUGUAGUACACGGUCGAUAAUGGUCUACCUGACUUUCAGUUGCUGCCCCUGAUUUUCUUUUCUCUGAACAUUAACAAAAACAACCAGUUUUGAAAUUACAUGAACCGCCCCCCCCCACACACACUAUGGGAAUAUUCUGAGUUUUUAAAUUCCAGCAACACUAGAAGCCUUCAGGGGUAAGUGAUAAAGAGGGGCAUACAGUACAUCUUCUGGAAAACUCAUUACUAGAGAUGUUACAAAUGGUACAGAAGAGAGAUUAUCAAGACCAUUUCAAUCAACUUUGGUGACGUCUAGUUUCCAUACAGUAAAACACAUAUUUAAAGUGUACAGAGUCUUGAGAAACCAUAUACCUAUGUAACGACCAUUAGAAUAAAGAAAAAUAAUGUUCUUAUCAUUCAAACAGGUUCCCUUUUGCCCUUUCCCAGUUAGUCAUGCCCUAGUCCCAAAUACCUGCUUUGGGUCAGUGUAGAUUAGUUUCGCUUGUAAGGCUUCACAUAAAUGGACCCAUACAGUAUAUAAUUCUAUGUGUCUUGACUUAUUUUGCUUUGGCAUGUUGUAAAGACUCAACCAAGUAGUUAUGUGUUUGGGUAUCUCUCUGCUGAGUCGUGUUCUGUUGUACGGACAAACCUUUGUUCAUUGCCUGUUGAUAGAAAUUUGGGUUUCCAGAUUUGGCUUUUAUGAAUAAAACUGCUAUGAGCAUUUGUGUAAAAGUA